ACUCUCUAGAAUACCAAAAAUUGUUACUCUUCAGUACUAUUUUCAACAUAAACAUUAUAUUAGGGAACGCCUCUAUCAAGGUAGUUUCAGUGGCUCUCUCACAGACCGUUCGAGCCAUUUCUCCUGCGACUACGAUGUUGAUCUCAUUUUUAAUUUUAGGAACAACUUUUUCUCUAAGGAUUUGGAUUUCUGUUGUUCCUGUUAUAGUGGGAAUGAUUUUGGCUUGCUAUGGAGAUGUAGAAAACAUUACAAUCUGGAGUUUGACGAUUUUAAUUUCUGGUUGCUUCGCUUCGGGUCUUAAAAUAGUCAUGACUAAAGUUUUGCUUUCAGGGUCACAUCGUUAUCAUCCUUUUGAUUUGCUGCAAAAAGUUACUCCCCUCUGUGCCAUCCAAUUAACUCCUGUUAUUUUGUACCUGGAAUAUUCGGGCUUAAGAGUAGAUGACUCGGUAAAUUUGAGUCAAUGGAUGGUCGUCUUUGCUACCGGAAUCAUGGCUUUCUCCCUAAACAUUGCUAAUUUUUUCACCAAUCGCGUAGUGUCGCCAUUAACGCUAACGGUUGCUGGUAACUUGAAACAAGUACUGACUAUUUUACUAUCAAUAUUUAUAUUCUCAACAAAAAUAACUCCUUUAAACGGUAUUGGAAUUUUCGUGACUAUUCUGGGAGGCGCCGACUACAACCGCUUCUUCCAAAAACAGAAAGUGCUUAAUGAAAAACUUUAAUAUACUUUUAACUAUAUUGCUUA
Zophobas morio is the source of this 742-nucleotide messenger RNA. RefSeq lists its product as uncharacterized. The record is from RefSeq and is a predicted model, not a curated record. Gene Ontology annotation, cellular component: Golgi apparatus. The coding region runs from base 135 to 719 and encodes 194 amino acids. The transcript is spliced from 9 exons. Gene Ontology annotation, molecular function: antiporter activity. NCBI's taxonomy places the organism in Eukaryota, Metazoa, Arthropoda, Insecta, Coleoptera, Tenebrionidae.